AUGCAGCAACAAAUGGGUGAAUUACCGGCAGCUAGAGUCACCGUUUCGCGUCCUUUCUCGAAAGCUGGUGUCGAUUUCUUCGGGCCUGUGUAUCUGCGAGCUGGUCGUGGACGGACACCGACAAAGGCAUACGUCGCAAUCUUCGUGUGCAUGGCCACGAAGGCCGUGCAUAUGGAACUAGUCUCAGACCUGUCUACGGAGCGGUUUCUACAGGCGUUGAGACGUUUCUUUGCGCGCCGGGGGCGCUGCACCGAUAUUUACUCGGAUAACGGGACGAAUUUUGUGGGAGCAAGAAAUCAAAUCCGAGAGCUGUUCGAUUUGCUGAAAGAGAAGACACAUCGUGAAACUGUCGCAAAGGAAUGUGUAAACGAAGGCAUAUACUGGCACUUCAACCCUCCAAGUGCCCCACAUUUCGGGGGUUUGUGGGAGGCAGCAGUUCGAUCAGCGAAGUUCCAUCUACUACGAGUGGUCGGUAGCAAUCCUGUGCAUCAAGAGGAUUUCGUCACCUUGCUGACACAAGUGGAGGCCUGUAUGAAUUCUAGGCCAAUGACGUCACUCUCAGAUGAUCCUCUAGACUUGGAGCCGUUGACGCCGGCACACUUUCUGGUUGGAGGAUCUCUGUUAUCCAUGCCUGAUCCUGAUCUCAGCGACGUCCAGCUUAAUCGUUUGACACGAUUCCAACUUGUACAGCGGCAGCUUCAGGAUUUCUGGAGACGCUGGCGACGCGAAUAUUUGUCCCAGCUUCAGGCCCGAUCAAAACAUUGGCAACCAGCAGUUGAUGUUCAAGUUGGAAGAUUGGUUGUAGUAGGUGAGUCGAAUCAGCCACCUACACAGUGGAAGAUGGGUCGGAUUCAGGAGAUGCACCCGGGCGAAGAUGGAGUCACUCGAGUGGUUACAGUGCGAACAUCUACUGGCAGUUUAAAACGACCGUUGGUCAAGCUCUGUUUGUUACCAAUGCAGGAUCAGGAUAAAUAA
Molecule: messenger RNA, 975 nt
Organism: Aedes albopictus (Asian tiger mosquito)
Lineage: Eukaryota; Metazoa; Arthropoda; Insecta; Diptera; Culicidae
Exons: 1
Coding region: 1-975 (324 amino acids)
Biological process (GO): DNA integration
Molecular function (GO): nucleic acid binding
Source: RefSeq, a predicted model, not a curated record